This is a messenger RNA of Botrytis byssoidea, 795 nucleotides long. RefSeq lists its product as uncharacterized. NCBI's taxonomy places the organism in Eukaryota, Fungi, Ascomycota, Leotiomycetes, Helotiales, Sclerotiniaceae. The transcript has 5 exons. Gene Ontology annotation, molecular function: acyltransferase activity, transferring groups other than amino-acyl groups. The coding region runs from base 1 to 636 and encodes 211 amino acids. The record is from RefSeq and is a predicted model, not a curated record.
AUGUCCCCCUUCACCGUAACCGAAGCGCACACGCGCUCCGAAAUCAACACCAUAGCCCUGCUCAUCCAAAAAGCCAACCGCACACCCUACCGACCCUUCGUCGCCAUCCAAACGCCCUUCGCUCCCGAUCACCCCACCGCGCUGCGCCUCUCGCAAGACUGGUUUUGGAACAACCACAUGCACACACCGGGCAUUCAGGAUCGUGAAACUGGAGAGGUAGUCGGCGCGGCGAGUUGGUUGGUGAAUGAGAAGAAUAUUUUUCCGAGUCCGAUGCAGAAGAUUGAGGCGGAGUGGUGGCCGGAGGGGGAGGGGAGAGAGUUUGCGAAUUUUGUGCUGAUGCAGGCGUUUAGGCCGAGGAUGAGCUGGAUGAGGAGGGGGUGUGUCAUCCCCAAUAUCCUAGCUACGCAUCCUUCCUACCAUCGUCAAGGCGUAGCAAGUCUCUUGAUGCAAUUUGGAGAGGAAAAAGCGAAAGAGCUUAAGUUGGAAUGCUGGAGCGAAGCCGAAGGCGGAGCAGGAAGAGAAGGAGCGAGAUUUCUACUCGAGAAACAUGAUUGGAGAUCGUUACUUGAAUAUUGCAUUUAUGGAACCAAGGAGAAUAUGAGUGAGGAGUGGCAGGAAUUAUGUCAUAAGUGUUAACCGCAAGAACAGUAUGCAAUGUGGAAACCAAAAGGAGGCGUGUGGACGGAUGAUACGGUUUUGCCGUGGGAUUUGGGGGUAGAGAAUUAAGCAUGCGUGGCUUGCUUUGUUCUGAAAUGAUGGGAUUGAUUCUUGAUGAACAAACGCAUUUCGUGUGGU